Messenger RNA from Vigna unguiculata (cowpea), 795 nucleotides. RefSeq names its product small ribosomal subunit protein uS19m-like. The record is from RefSeq and is a predicted model, not a curated record. Gene Ontology annotation, biological process: translation; ribosomal small subunit assembly. Gene Ontology annotation, molecular function: RNA binding; structural constituent of ribosome. Gene Ontology annotation, cellular component: mitochondrial small ribosomal subunit; ribosome. NCBI's taxonomy places the organism in Eukaryota, Viridiplantae, Streptophyta, Magnoliopsida, Fabales, Fabaceae.
UGAUCAGUUCAUUUUACUAUGUUCCUAUGUUCCUGUUUUGUUUUGUGUAACUUAGUGGGAACUGUGCGUCAUUGCGAACCCUAAAGAAGCCAGUGGUUGUGAUUCUUGCCGCCGGCAACUUUUACGGUGACUUCUCCGGCGUACGCUACUUAUUAAGCGCAGCUUCUUCUCUAAUCAGGAAGAAUGAGGCCCACAAUGAUGCUCAGGGUUCUGAACAAGCAGUUUCUUGGAAUUGUUGGUGAUGCAGCUACUGCUGUCGCUAAUAAGCCACCCCCACCUCCUGUAGUAUCGCGCAAACCGGCCUUCAUUGAUGCAUUCUUGUACAAGAUGAAGAAGAACCCAAGUCUUUUGUCCAACAAGACCAUUUGGUCUCGAAGAUCCACUAUCUUGCCAGAGUUUGUUGAUACUACUGUCAAGAUUUACAAUGGGAAAACCACAAUCCGUUGUAAGAUCACUGAGGGAAAAGUAGGUCACAAGUUUGGAGAGUUUGCUCUCACCAGGAAACGCAAGACCAGAGAACAAGCCAAUGCCAAAAAUGUUAAACAACAAAAGAAAAAGAAGUGAUUUUUUUCUGUACUUCUGGACCAAAAUAAUUUCAUGAAUAUUUUAUUUUCUGCUAUAUUUACAUCGACCUGGUUAUUUCUCAGGUUCUCUAGGUUGCUUGUGAAGACCUAACAGAAUUCCCUGAUAGUUGACAGUAAUUCCUGUUAAAUUGGUUCUUUGACCAUCUAAUGCUUUCAUUUGAUGUUAUUAUAUAUUAGCUCGUGAAAGGUAGAUCAGUGUUGGAUCAGUUAA